UCCAGUAUCCAGUUAUCCACGCCGAAUUUUUCUCUCGUGGACAUUUGAUCGGAGUUAUAUUUUUAUUGASAAUUCACACCAAACCUGAAAUAGAUAAYGACCAGCUGAAGAUAAAUAAAAUAGCAUUUUUGUUUUACCAAUUUCGGAUCGAAAAAAGAUGGAAUUCACUACAAAUUUAGAAGAAUUGAUCUCAGCAUAUCAUGAAUUUUCGUUUUCUUUGUACAAGGAAAUUGCCAAAACUGAAACAGGAAAUAUUUUCUAUUCUCCGUUCGGUAUCCAUAUGAUUAUGUUUAUGACUAGUACUGGAGCAGCUUCAAAAACAUUUGAUGAAAUUGUAGCCACCAUGCAUCUAAACAAAACGACACAUUCUAUGAACACAUAUAGGAAAUUAUUGGAAGACAUAACAAAUAAAGAUGAUUACCUGACAUUGGCAAAUGGAAUGUUUGUUGAUACAUCUUUUAAUGUUAAAGAUAGUUUUGUGGAAAACUCUAUGAAAUACUUAAAAUCUUCUAUGGAAAAAUUGGAAAUAAAAAAAAAUCCAGAACAACAGUGCCAAUAUUUAAAUGAUUGGGUCUCAAGCAAAACAAACAGCAAAAUCAAGAAUUUAUUUCCAAAAGGUUCCAUUAAUAAAGACACUGCCUUAGUAUUGGCAAAUGCUGUGCAUUUUAAAAGUGCUUGGGCUCAUCAAUUUCAAUAUACUUAUGAUGACUCAUUUUAUGUGACUCCAAUCAAUCAAGUAACAGUCAAAAUGAUGUAUCUCGAACAUGAUUUACAAUACUAUCAUGAUAGUGUCCUAAAAUUCUCCGUACUUGAAUUACCAUAUAAAAACCAUGAUUUUAAAAUGGUAAUUUUAUUGCCUGAUGCUAAAGAUGGUUUGGAAAUCCUGGAAAAUAACUUUUCAAAAAUUAAUUUACAUGACAUUUCAAAUAAAAUGACCCAGCAAUACAUUUUGGUUAAAUUACCUCGUUUCAAAUUGGAACAGUCUCUGCAAUUAGACGAAACAUUAUCCAAUCUUGGAUGUCCAACAAUGUUUACACUGGCGGCAAACUUUUCUAACAUUGUUGAUGAUAAUGAUCUGUAUGUGAGUAAAAUCGUGCAUAAGGCAUAUAUCAAAGUUGAUGAAACAGGAACUGAAGCUGCAGCAGCUACAGGUUUUACAUGUUGUGACGGUUUUUCAAGCAGACUUACAGUUUUCAUUGCUGAUCAUCCWUUUAUAUUUUUUAUUUCAACUAGAUGUAAUAAAAUUAUAUUUGUAGGUCGAAUGACCAAUAUUGAUUAA
This is a messenger RNA of Diuraphis noxia (Russian wheat aphid), 1279 nucleotides long. Its product is annotated as leukocyte elastase inhibitor-like. Gene Ontology annotation, molecular function: serine-type endopeptidase inhibitor activity. The record is from RefSeq and is a predicted model, not a curated record. NCBI's taxonomy places the organism in Eukaryota, Metazoa, Arthropoda, Insecta, Hemiptera, Aphididae.